CAACUCAUGCACAUACUUCCAACAGCCUCACUGAACCACAAAACCUGCUGCCGGACAAGACCAGCAGAUUCACUUGCAAAGGGAAACAGAUCCAUCACUUUGUCUGGAUCAGCACCUUUGCAGAAUACACUGUGGUGCCCGAGUACACCCUGGCCAAGAUAGAUGCUGCUGCACCUCUGGACAAAGUCUGCUUGCUUGCCUGUGGUUUUUCCACAGGCUAUGGGGCUGCCAUCAACACCGCCAAGGUAAAACCGGGCUCCACCUGUGCCGUCUUCGGCCUCGGAGGAGUUGGCCUCUCUGUUGUCAUG
Messenger RNA from Phasianus colchicus (ring-necked pheasant), 308 nucleotides. The record is from RefSeq and is a predicted model, not a curated record. NCBI's taxonomy places the organism in Eukaryota, Metazoa, Chordata, Aves, Galliformes, Phasianidae.